This is a messenger RNA of Marmota flaviventris (yellow-bellied marmot), 2900 nucleotides long. It is a transcript of the gene Zranb2, whose product is annotated as zinc finger RANBP2-type containing 2. NCBI's taxonomy places the organism in Eukaryota, Metazoa, Chordata, Mammalia, Rodentia, Sciuridae. The record is from RefSeq and is a predicted model, not a curated record. Gene Ontology annotation, molecular function: lipopolysaccharide binding; RNA binding. Gene Ontology annotation, biological process: RNA processing.
CCUAACGCAGUGGAGGGCCGGAGUCCGGCGCCGUGGGGACAGCCCCGAGAUGCCGAAAGUCCCUGGCCCGCUUCCUCCUGUGAAGACGUAGCUGCGGGUGGCUGUGGUGGUGGCGUCCAAGAUGUCGACCAAGAAUUUCCGAGUCAGUGACGGGGACUGGAUUUGCCCCGACAAAAAAUGUGGAAAUGUAAACUUUGCUAGAAGAACCAGCUGUAAUCGAUGUGGUCGGGAGAAAACAACUGAAGCAAAAAUGAUGAAGGCUGGGGGUACUGAAAUAGGAAAAACACUUGCAGAAAAGAGCCGAGGCCUAUUUAGUGCUAAUGACUGGCAGUGUAAAACUUGCAGUAAUGUAAAUUGGGCCAGAAGAUCAGAGUGUAACAUGUGUAAUACUCCGAAGUAUGCUAAAUUAGAAGAAAGAACAGGAUACGGUGGUGGUUUUAAUGAAAGAGAAAAUGUUGAAUAUAUAGAAAGAGAAGAAUCUGAUGGAGAAUAUGAUGAAUUUGGACGUAAAAAGAAAAAAUACAGAGGAAAGGCAGUUGGUCCUGCCUCUAUAUUAAAGGAAGUCGAAGAUAAAGAAUCAGAGGGAGAAGAAGAGGAUGAGGAUGAAGAUCUUUCUAAAUAUAAAUUAGAUGAGGAUGAGGAUGAAGAUGAUGCUGAUCUCUCAAAAUAUAAUCUUGAUGCCAGUGAAGAAGAAGAUAGUAAUAAAAAGAAAUCUAAUAGACGAAGUCGCUCAAAGUCUCGAUCUUCACAUUCACGAUCUUCAUCACGCUCAUCCUCCCCCUCAAGUUCAAGGUCUAGGUCCAGGUCCCGUUCAAGAAGUUCUUCCAGUUCGCAGUCAAGAUCUCGUUCCAGUUCCAGAGAACGUUCGAGAUCUCGUGGGUCGAAAUCAAGAUCCAGCUCCAGGUCCCACAGGGGCUCUUCUUCCCCACGAAAAAGAUCUUAUUCAAGUUCAUCAUCUUCUCCUGAGAGGAACAGAAAGAGAAGUCGUUCUAGAUCUUCUUCACCUGGUGAUCGCAAAAAAAGACGAACAAGAUCACGGUCACCUGAAAGCCAGGUGAUUGGUGAAAACACUAAACAACCCUGAGCCCAGGGCCAACCCCUUCGGAACACCACUACUUUACCCAGGCGCCACAGGUCAUCUUCUGGAUCGUCCCAUUCUGGUUCCCGUUCAAGUUCAAAAAAGAAAUAAUGUAUUAAAAAUUACAUCUUAAAAAAAAUAUCCAGUACAGUGCAUGAAGCAUAUUUUUUAAGAAGUUGAUGUCUUACUUGGUCAGAAGUGCUAAAUCUGCUAGUAGAGGUGCAUGCCUUUAUUGCUUUUCAGAAUAAUACAACUGUGUUUAUUUGUGAAAUUAAAAGUAAAUUGCAUUUUAAGCCAUAAUGUCCCAAAAUAGAUGGUCUAUUAUUCAUUAUUUACAACCAUUUGCUUCAUUUAAAACCAUCUCAGCAUAACAAAGUACCUUUGUUUCCUAAUUUAAAUACUUAUUUCUAAAUAUAUUCUGUCUGUUGGCUAAGACAGGAUUAAGUAGGCUUGCCUGUACCUUGGGCAUAGAGGCAAGAGUGGUAAACUCAUUGGAAACAACCUUUUUAAUGUUGUUAUUAACCUAUAUCAGAGUAAUUCUUACCAGGACAAGUUUAAGUUGUAAAGCAGCCUACUGGAAACUUCUUUAUUUGAAAUUCGCUAUGCUGAGGGUGCCUUAGAAUCAUUGUCUCUCUUUAUGCAGCUUCACACCAGUUUUGCACCACCACAUUUAUGCAAAAGAAUCUUGUGAUUUGAAGAAGGAGAAAGGUGGUGUUCAUUUCCUUUAUGAACCAUAUUGGGGCAAGAAAGUCCAGUUCAUCUGUUCUCUACUAAUAUGGUUGCCUGAUUUUUUUUUUUUUAUCUCAAAAUGUUUGUCUCAAAAGUUUAAGAGGCUUUGUGUGAUAUCCUUUAAAGAUCUAGUAUCAAAUAUGAUAGGGUAGAAAAGGCUAAAUCAUAGUUAAUGAGCAAAUUAAAGAAAGCUUUUGAACUGUAUAUCCCUUUCAAUGAAAGACCAACAGAGACAUUGUGAAUUCAAAUAUUUGCCUUGAUGUUUAAGCACAUUACAUAAAAUUUUCUUCUGGAUAACAAGUGAGUGCUUAUUUCUGCAUGAUAUAAGCAAAAUUUUAUUUUUUUUCCUAUUCACUUGAAAUAACUUAUGGCUUAAAAUGCUCUUAGCGUUUUGUUUCUCAGAAUUAAAAUCUGGUCACUUGAGCUCUAUUUGGUUUUCUGGUUUAAAAAAGGUUUCUCUUAACAGUGUCUUCAGUGACAAUGCAAGGUAAGUAUUAAAGGAAAUCAAAAAUUGUGCUUGGGGGCUUUUUGUUAUGGGAUACUGCUUUUGUUUUUGUUUCUGUUUUUGUUUUUUCUUUUUCCUUAACAUUGUCUGCUGCAAUUUAAAUAAAAUUUUAAACAUUUUAAGGUAUUUAGUAGACAGACCAAACAAAAUUACAUUUGUUUAUUUUAAAUGUUUUUCUCUUCAACCAAUCUAAAAACAAAAUACCUUAUGUAGAAAUAUUUUCAUAAUAUUUUUACUACAAGCUUUCCCAUGUUUUUUAUGUCUUAAUUUUCCUUGCUACGUUUACUGUAGGUUGCACAAGAAUUUUACUCUCUUGUAAUUGUGCCUCAGACUUUUUGGAAGUCCACCUUCUAAAUUGCCCAGAUGAUGAUCUAGAUUCUACAUGUUACAUUGGUUUAUUCUUGUGCUCUCUUGUAUUUAAAACUUUGGCUGUACUAAGCAAAUGCAAGGUUAUAAAUUUAGCUAAUAGGAGUUUACAGACAAUUCAAAUGAUUAUGAUUUCUUGGUUUAACUGAGCUGUACUAGUUCAUUUCAUAAGGAAAUGAUGCUGUAGACAAAUGUAAAUAAAGUCUGUGAGUCAAGCAUCAA